AUGGUGAGCGGCGAUACGGGCCGUUGCGGUGUGUGUCACACCGCCAAGCAGUCGAAAAUCAGCUUCGUGCGAGGCCUGGCGCCUGUGCCGACCAUUGCUGGCUUCCUGCAGAAAUCUUGCGACCCUCCUGCGCCGUCGCAGUCCGUCAGUCAGCCCGCAGGGUCGUCGCUGUGCGAGGAUGGCGCCGCAGUCUCGCUCCUCGCGCUGGGCGUCCUCAGCCGCGAGAGCAACGCGCAGCAGCGGGACGGAGUGCGCGAGACGUGGUUUCGGCUCGCAGGUGACCGCGAUUCGGCCGCGUGCUUUGUUGUGCGCCUGCCGCUGCGGAGCAGCAGCGCGCUGGCGGCAGAGCGCGAGCGGCACCGCGACCUGGUGCUUGUCAACGCGUCGCUUCCCACGGAACUCCCAAACUCUGUCGUUGAGAUGUCCUUUGCCUGGUGGAUCGCCGCCGCCGCUCGCUUCCCAAACGCCGUCUUCCUCGGCAAAACUGACGACGACGCGUGGGCUUGCCUCCCUCGCUCGACUCUCUACAUCGGCAAGCACAUUGUCGCCACGCACUGCGUCGCCAAACAGACGGCUGCCGGCGCCCGUCCUAUGGCGACUGGCCGCACCUCAUGUGGACGCGGCACAACCUGA
Messenger RNA from Emiliania huxleyi CCMP1516, 633 nucleotides. RefSeq lists its product as hypothetical. The record is from RefSeq and is a predicted model, not a curated record. Gene Ontology annotation, cellular component: membrane. Gene Ontology annotation, molecular function: hexosyltransferase activity. The transcript is spliced from 3 exons. NCBI's taxonomy places the organism in Eukaryota, Haptophyta, Isochrysidales, Noelaerhabdaceae. Bases 1 to 633 code for a protein of 210 amino acids.